UUUCGCCCUUUUUUUUUCUUUUUUUUCAAUUUCACAUUCUUCUCAGAAACUUUUUCAUUGAUAUGGCUGGCGAGGGAGCAUUCAAGAAGGCCAACAAGGGGCUUCGCCGGACGCACAAGGAGCGGUCUCAGCCGGCCGACCGCGCUCGGUUUGGCCUGCUUGAAAAGAAGAAAGACUACAAGCUGCGAGCUGCUGAUUUCCACUCCAAGGAGCGGCGGCUGCGUGCGCUGCAGCAGAAGGCCAACACGCGCAACCCCGACGAGUUCUACUUUGGCAUGAUCAAGUCGUCGACCGACCGCGGCGUGCACAAGGCCCGUCGCAACGACAACAUGCACUCGUCCGAGUACCAGCAGGGCGGCAAGCGUGGUGGCAUGAGUGCUGCGCGGAUUGAGCGCAAGGCAAAGACGGACGCGCACCACCUCAACCAAAGCGAGCUCCGCGUGCUCAAGACGCAAGACCGCAGCUACGUCAACUCAAAGAAGAUGAUGGAGCGAAGCAAGAUUGAACAACUGCGCGCUAGUCUGCACAUGAUUGACACAUCCGCUCUCCCUGUAGCAGCUUCGACUUCGAGGCAAGAGCAGCGCCAGAUUGAGAAGGUUGCGCGGGCAUCGGCAAGAGCUGCAGCGGCUGCGGCUGCUCCUGUCGGCGUUGCACUGCCCGACAAUGGCGACGGCGACGACGACAUUGACGAGGAAGCCGAGGACGCUCCAGAAACCCUUGAUGACGACCAAGACUACGAUGACAGCGACGCGGACAUGGACGAUGCACCUCCUCCGGUGCACCGACCGAAGGGCAAGACCCAGCACAUCGUUUUUGUCGAUAACGAGAACGAGGCAAACCAGUUUGACGCCGCAGAGCAUUUUGAAACACUUCCGUCGCUGCUAGGGCGCAAGUUCAACCGCCCACGCGUCAAGGAUCUCGUUGAAAAGCCCCUGAUGGUCGCACAGCCCGAUCGGCGGUCGAUGCAAAAGCUCGAACGAAAGCGCGCAGAGCAGUAUCAAGAACUUGCCGCUCGUAUCGCCCGUGAAAAGCAGCUCGGCAAGAUUUCGCAGCAAAUGGAACUUGAGAAGAACUUGAUGGGCAAGGGUGUCAAGCGCAAGAUUCGUAGUGCGGAUAGCUCCAAACCUGCAGUUUACAAAUGGAAGCAAGAACGCAAGCGAUAGAAGCCGAUGUUGUUUGGGGCUUUUGUUCUUUUCUUGUGUGUGUUUUACGGUUUUUUGAUAAACAAAUCAAACUCUUUUGGUC
Capsaspora owczarzaki ATCC 30864 is the source of this 1245-nucleotide messenger RNA. RefSeq names its product Utp11 protein. The transcript has 2 exons. The coding region runs from base 63 to 1163 and encodes 366 amino acids. Lineage: Eukaryota; Filasterea; Ministeriida; Capsasporidae. Gene Ontology annotation, cellular component: small-subunit processome; nucleolus. Gene Ontology annotation, biological process: rRNA processing. The record is from RefSeq and is a predicted model, not a curated record.